AUGGAUGCUGAUGAGAGGAACAAAAAGACUGAAGAAGAGUUUAUAAUUGUCUCUGAUGAUGAAGAAGAGGUUGAAAUACCAAUCAACAAUCAAGAAAACAAACAAACAGAGACCAGAGAAGAAUCAUGCAGUCCACCUGAUGAAGAUUCACACGAAAAUGUGAAUGAUGAAAAGGUUGCUCAAGAAGAGGGAGCCACGGAUGAGGUUCCACAUGCUAAUGAAGAAAACGAUCCACAAUGCUCGAAUGUCAAUGAUAAGGUUUCUCAAAAAAAGGAGAAACAACAUGAAGAGAUGAGAAACAUGGAUGGGGCUCCACAGGGAACUCAAGAAAGUGAUUCACAACGAUCAAAUGUGAAUGAUAAGGUUGCUCAAACAAAGGAGGCACAACAUAACAAGAUGGGACACUCAGAGGAGCCGUCACAAGAGAGUGAUUCACAACAAUCGAAAGUGAAUGAUAAGGAAGAAGAAGCUCGGCUAAAGAAGGAACAUUCAGAUCGAAAACUAAGUGAGAUACAACAGAAGGAAAUUGAUGAUAGGGUCAUACUCUGGGCUAAAAACAAGAACUUCAUUUUUAUGAUGUCAUCACUUCACCAGAUUAUUUGGUCCAAUAGUUCAUGGGAGACUGUUCAUCACUUCAUUGUGGUAAACAAUGACCAUGAGAUAGGUUUAGCAAAACGUAAAGCACUGCUUGCUUUACAUCCAGACAAACAACAUGGAGCUAGCGCCGAACAGAAGUAUCUGGCAACAAGACUUUUCAGCGUAAUAAAGCAACAAUGGGAUAUCUACAUCUAG
Arabidopsis lyrata subsp. lyrata is the source of this 792-nucleotide messenger RNA. RefSeq names its product J domain-containing protein required for chloroplast accumulation response 1. Lineage: Eukaryota; Viridiplantae; Streptophyta; Magnoliopsida; Brassicales; Brassicaceae. The coding region runs from base 1 to 792 and encodes 263 amino acids. The record is from RefSeq and is a predicted model, not a curated record. The transcript is spliced from 9 exons.